CCGCGGCCACGCCCCGGCCUAGGUGAUCGGCCCCGCCCAGGCCCAGAUUGUAAGAACAGUAAGUAAGUGUAUCCCAAAGAACAUCUUUCAAGAAAUACAGUCAUUGGGGGUGAUACUAGAUCCACAAUGGAGGUUCCCCCAGCAUCCAAGCUUGGUGAGACCUUUGUGUUUGAAGAUGGGUUAGAGAUGCAGCAAGAACUUUUCCCAGAGGAGGACCUGGGGGACUCAUUUCUUCAGGAAAGAGGUUUAGAGCAAAUGGCUGUUAUCUAUAAGGAGAUCCCUCUUGGGGAGCCAAAUGAGGAACAUGAAGAUUAUGAGGGGAAUUUCAGUCUGUGCUCAAGCCCUGUUCAGCAUCAGAGUCUCCCCCAAGUAAACAAACCUCAGGAUGAUGAAAUAUUUGGCCAAACCUUCCUCCAGAAAUCAGACCUUAGUAUGUGUCAGUUAAUCCAUGGUGGUGAAGAACCCAGUAAACAUGACUGUGACCGAAUAGGUAGGAGGGACUCAGGACCUAAUGAACCUCACAGAACUGCACAACCACCAAAACCCUAUGCAUGUCGGGAAUGUGGGAAGGCCUUCAGCCAGAGCUCACACCUUCUUAGACACCUGGUGAUCCACACUGGGGAGAAGCCCUACGAGUGCUGUGAGUGUGGGAAGGCCUUCAGCCAGAGCUCGCACCUUCUCAGGCAUCAGAUAAUCCACACCGGGGAGAAGCCCUAUGAAUGCCCAGAAUGUGGGAAAGCGUUUCGCCAGAGCUCGGCCCUCACACAACAUCAGAAAACCCACACUGGGAAGAGACCUUAUGAAUGUAGGGAAUGUGGGAAAGAUUUCAGUCGGAGCUCAAGUCUCAGAAAACAUGAGAGAAUUCAUACCGGAGAGAAACCUUAUCAGUGUAAGGAAUGUGGGAAAUCCUUCAAUCAGAGUUCGGGCCUGAGCCAGCAUCGGAAAAUCCACACCCUAAAGAAACCUCACGAAUGCGAUCUCUGCGGGAAGGCUUUUUGUCACAGGUCCCACCUCAUUCGGCACCAGAGGAUUCACACAGGGAAGAAACCGUACAAAUGUGAAGAGUGCGGGAAGGCCUUCAGCCAGAGCUCCAACCUCAUUGAGCAUCGGAAGACCCACACUGGGGAGAAGCCCUACAAAUGCCAUAAGUGUGGGAAAGCUUUCAGCCAGAGCUCCUCCCUCAUCGAGCACCAGCGGAUUCACACUGGGGAGAAGCCUUACGAAUGCGGCCAGUGCGGGAAGGCCUUCUGCCACAGCUCUGCGCUGAUUCAGCACCAGAGGAUCCACACCGGGAAGAAACCCUAUGCGUGCAACGAGUGUGGCAAAGCCUUCCGGCACAGGUCGGCCCUUAUUGAACAUUAUAAAACCCACACCCGAGAGAAACCCUAUGAGUGUAACAAAUGUGGCAAGUCCUUCAGGGGGAGCUCACACCUUAUUCGUCAUCAGAAAAUCCAUGCUGGGGAGAAGCUCUAGAAGGAGGAGCUCACUCCGAAGCUGGAAAGCCUUUCCCAGAUGGAGCCUGCACCCAGUCACUUUGGCUGCAAGGCCCUGCCCACCUUUCUGAUAACAGUGCUGAACCUAGGCGUUCCUGAACGCCCACAGCAGCAGCAAGGCCCCCUGGUGGCCAGGUGCCCCUUGAUCAGUAGGUUUACUGAAUGAAUGGGAGGGUUGGGGGCAUAGGAAGACCACCAGAAUGGCUGUGCACCUGCAAAGAGAGCAGGCCUUCUGUUCUCUUGUUCUCACAUUUGGCUUCGAAACCUUUAAGGUUUAGUGUUUCCCUCUAUUCCAGAAUCCAGGAGAAGAAUAAAUGUAAGGAGGGAGAAAGUUGAGUUGAAUCCAUGAAAAUGUCAGGUGAGAACUCUUUAACAUCAGGCUACCGUCUGGCACUUUUAGAAGAAGUAACAAUUCUCACAGUCCAAAUUAGCUGAAGAAAAACGAACACAAAAAGUAGAUACCUCAGCCACAAAAUGGAAUCUUCUGCCUGGCCUGGACAUUGAUGGAGACAACAAAACAGGAUACAGAAUAAAGAGAGUGCCUGGAAGGAUUAGUUCUGGGGCUGAGAGUGCAGGCGCGAGUCCCUCGUGUGGUCUUUCAGUCCUGUUCUGCAUAGAGUGAGGGUGGUCUCUAUCUCAGGAGAGCAGAGGUUUGGUCCUGCGGGGCAGAGGACAUUUGAUGUCCAGCUCUGACUCAGCCCG
Molecule: messenger RNA, 2195 nt
Organism: Pteronotus mesoamericanus
Lineage: Eukaryota; Metazoa; Chordata; Mammalia; Chiroptera; Mormoopidae
Gene: ZNF70
Product: zinc finger protein 70
Exons: 2
Coding region: 127-1473 (448 amino acids)
Source: RefSeq, a predicted model, not a curated record